Striga asiatica is the source of this 459-nucleotide messenger RNA. NCBI's taxonomy places the organism in Eukaryota, Viridiplantae, Streptophyta, Magnoliopsida, Lamiales, Orobanchaceae. The record is from the annotation of a GenBank genome assembly.
AUGGCUACCUACUCAUCGAAACUCCUCCUCUCCCUCGUGCUCACCUCAUUACUCGUCUCCUCCUCAACGAUCUCGGCCCGUAAAAUCAACCCGCACUCGACAGCAAGUACUCUCUCGGCCCGCCUGAAGCUCGACCAGCACAAUCCUCAAGGCACGGCCACAAGCCCGUGUUGGGACGCGUUGUUCGAGCUCCAAUCAUGCAGCGGUGAAGUUGUGCUCUUCUUUCUCAACGGUGAGACGCAGCUGGGCCCCGCAUGCUGUGGAGCCAUACGGACCAUCGAGCACGAGUGCUGGCCGUCCAUGCUUCGCUCGCUGGGGAUCACGGCUGAAGAAAGUGAUGUGCUUCGUGGCUAUUGUGAUGCGACUGUCGCUAGGGAUGGCGGCUCGACUGGUGCCCCUCCUCCGCCACCAUUGCUGGAGCACCACUGCUAUGCCAAGUUUCCACGUGUCCUGCCCUGA